AUGUCAUGCUUAAUAUUUAUCAGCAGUAGUGAGGAUGACAAAGAUUAUUAUUUCCAGCAAGGUGGAGCAUCUUCCACUCCAUCCCACUAUCAUAGUGAUCUUUCAUACCUUCUUCUUAAUUCGCUAGGUGAAAUCCGCUCGGCGAUAGCACCAUGCAAGCCUGAACGUACUGCCAGUAUGCGUGAGCGCGAAGCUCAAUUGGAAUUGGCUCGUAAACGACGUAUUGGCGGGGGGUGCACCGUCGAAGGUGGAAUGCCAGAAACUAUUGACAACUGUGAUACUGUCUCGAUUUGCUCGUCAAAUGAAGAAAAUGUAUCUACACUAACACCAGUAGAACAGCAGCAACAAGAACAACAACUACAUCCGACAUCUGCAAAUAUGAAUGAUUCCAAUAAACCAAAUCAUUCUGGCAAAAAUACCUUCAGUCCGCUAAUGACUAUGAAGCGAAUCGAAGGCAAGCCCCCCAGUGGAAGUGGUCGAAUAAGUACAUUCUAACGGAAAAAAAAUGAAGCAAAAAUUAAUAUAUCCAAUAAAUUGGAAAUAUUCGAUAAUCUUGUCAACGGUACUAACGUUGUCGCCCCCAAUAUUUGCAAUAGUUUGGAAAAUUGCCCCAACAGCAUAAAGGAUUCCGUACGUAAAAUAACAAGUACUAUCGACAGUUAUCUAAAAGAUAAACGAAAUUACGAGAAUUUGUAUGAAUGUGUAGAAGAUCUGCCUAGCCCACCAGAACCUCCAGCUCGUUCAAGUGACUUGCAAACAAACCAACGUCUCCUACAAACAACUAAGCGUAAUAAUUUAUAUGCGGAUACUGUAUCCGUCGCAAGUUAUACUCGAAGCGAAUAUGGGCCAGCUCGGAACUAUGGUUUAAAUAAUAGUUUAGCAAAUAUCGCUCGUAUGACGUCCUCAUCGUAUUGUGGCAGUGAAAUUGGCGAUUUAGAUAUAUAUUCGCCCUAUAGUUAUUAUGGAAGUGAGACGGGCGGUGAUAUUGUUACGGAUAUUAAUGACAGUGUUUGGGGAACGCCGGCGGCUUCUACGAAUCGGGCGAAGACCGUGAACCGUUUGCGUAUGCGCAAAGGCCGCAGUGUAGUACAUGAAACUAUAGAGGAUAAUUAUUCGGCAGUCGUAGGAGCUAAUCAUGAAGCAUUGGCACAGGUGUUAGAACAACUACAACAAGCACGCAUAACAUCGCCUGCCUUGAGACCCUUAGCCAAUGCCAUUAAUUUGCGUUUUGAGGAUUUUACAAUUUUGGAAGGGGUUCAAGCAUUUGUAGUAGGUAAAAAAGCAUUCCACGCAGCUAUUCGGGCGUCAGUAUCCGUCACGUUAGCGCUUUCUGCUGACUGUAAUCAAUUAGCUGGCGCCGGUGGUGAGCUUAACCAAUUAUCGGGCAGUAUAUCCGGCGCUCUCAAUCCCAUUACGGAAUUUUGUGACCUGGUCCCCAGUUACCAUUUGCCUUUAAUGCCGUCAACUGAGUUCACUUUAUUGCAAGCCACAAUAUCUGUCCUACCACGUUUGCAGUUGGAUACUCUGCUAUCCAUCGGAGCAAUCCUAAAGGGCAAAUCUCAAAUUUUAGACAAAAGCAACUACAAUUUCCGUGGUUCAAUACCCAACUUAACCAUAUCAAAGGAAAGUAAUAACACUAAUGUCAUAAGAAAUGGAGUAUCCGUGCAAAACCUGACUACGUUAAAUGAAGAAGCCAUGGAUAAAAUGAACACAAAAGAAGAAAAUGAAACUAACAUUCCAAACAUUUUGAACGGGACGCCAGCUUUUGAUGAUGUUAUGACAAGAGAAGUCGCCUUCAUAAUGCUACAAUUAAUAAACGGCAUGAAGAACUUGCAGAUUAAGGCCAUCGAAGAAAUGCCUUUAAGCCUUUCAAAUGUGGUGCUUUCGAAAGAAGUGGAUAAUAAAGAUUCCCAAGCCAGACUUUGCGUGCUACAAGGCAACAAUCACCAAGAAGAAGAUGAACCUAUGGGUACCUUAUGCAAAUGCGCACAUAUUGCUUUAACCGAAAUGUUGCCGCCUACAAAAGUGUCCAACGUUAUAGGCGAAAUUUUGUUGCAAGAACGCGCCGAGUCAUUGUCAAAAUCAAAAUCAGUCUUAGAAUUUAUAUUGUGGGGUCCAUCUGAUGUAGCUUUAACCGGUUCUACGAAAGAACGUGAAUCGGCCUUACAACGCUGGCUAGACUUAGAACGUGCGACUGUAUUGCAUGGCUUAGUACGCACUCGUGUCGAACUUACCGUCUACGAUGAAUGUCAUUUAAUGUUUUUAGUACGCUCAACAGCCAAGAUUAUGAAUGAUGCCGCCAAAAUCGUGAACAAUGAUUAAGAACAACGUAACUUG
Messenger RNA from Glossina fuscipes, 2337 nucleotides. RefSeq lists its product as uncharacterized. The record is from RefSeq and is a predicted model, not a curated record. Lineage: Eukaryota; Metazoa; Arthropoda; Insecta; Diptera; Glossinidae. The transcript is spliced from 6 exons.